CUGAAGAGGCCACUGGCUGGAGCUGCACACAGAGAGAUGCAUUGAUUAGUUACAGCUACACUUCUUACUGAAUAAGAAGAAUAUCUGUGUUACAGAAGGAAUUUGUAAAGCAAGCCCUUUUGGUGUCUCAGCUUCCGGGAGUUAACUGUCUGGCGUAUGACGAAGCCAUCAUGGCUCAGCAGGAUCGCAUCCAGCAGGAGAUCGCCGUACAGAACCCCCUGGUGUCGGACAGACUGGAACUGUCAGUUCUGUACAAGGAAUACGCGGAGGACGAUCACAUCUAUCAACAGAAGAUCAAGGACCUACUCAAAAAGUACUCGUACAUCCGGAAGACGCGGCCCGACGGCAACUGCUUCUACCGGGCGUUUGGCUUCUCGCAUCUGGAGGCCCUACUGGAGGACAGCAAGGAGCUGCAACGGUUCAAGGAUAUCUCUGCCAAAAGCAAGGAGGACCUGGUGUCCCAGGGCUUCACAGAGUUCACAAUCGAGGAUUUCCAUAACACGUUCAUGGACCUGAUAGAACAAGUGGAAAAGCAGAUCACGGUCUCCGAGCUCCUGGCCUCCUUCAACGACCAGAGCACCUCCGACUAUCUGGUGGUGUACCUGAGGCUGCUGACCUCCGGCUACCUACAGCGCGAGAGCAAGUUCUUCGAGCACUUCAUCGAGGGAGGCCGCAGCAUCAAGGAGUUCUGCCAGCAGGAGGUGGAACCCAUGUGCAAAGAGAGCGACCACAUCCACAUCAUCGCCCUGGCUCAGGCCCUGAACGUGUCUAUCCUGGUGGAGUACAUGGACCGGGGCGAGGGUGGAGGCACUAACCCCCAUGUCUUCCCAGAGGGCUCGGAGCCCAAGGUGUAUCUACUGUACAGACCGGGACACUACGACAUCCUGUAUAAAUAGGUGCCGUCCAGCUGCCUCUGCUCCCUCCCCCAGGCGUCCCGUGGCCCCUCCCUCCCCCUACCGGCAGUCUCUGUGGUUGUAAAUGGUAAUCUCGCGCGCUGCUCUCUCUCUUUGUUUUCUGUUGUUACACUCGCCCUGCUGUGUUUUAUUAAAGGGGAUGCUGGUGAAUGGA
Molecule: messenger RNA, 1068 nt
Organism: Trachemys scripta elegans
Lineage: Eukaryota; Metazoa; Chordata; Testudines; Emydidae
Gene: OTUB1
Product: OTU deubiquitinase, ubiquitin aldehyde binding 1
Exons: 7
Coding region: 171-896 (241 amino acids)
Biological process (GO): protein K48-linked deubiquitination; negative regulation of double-strand break repair
Cellular component (GO): nucleus
Molecular function (GO): cysteine-type deubiquitinase activity; ubiquitin binding
Source: RefSeq, a predicted model, not a curated record